Trypanosoma rangeli is the source of this 3753-nucleotide messenger RNA. RefSeq names its product putative ATPase. Gene Ontology annotation, molecular function: chromatin binding; ATP hydrolysis activity; ATP binding. The transcript has a single exon. Gene Ontology annotation, cellular component: nucleus. The record is from RefSeq and is a predicted model, not a curated record. Gene Ontology annotation, biological process: positive regulation of transcription by RNA polymerase II. The coding region runs from base 1 to 3753 and encodes 1250 amino acids. Lineage: Eukaryota; Euglenozoa; Kinetoplastea; Trypanosomatida; Trypanosomatidae.
AUGGUUUUAACUCGUUCCCAGUCGAGGCAGGCGGGUGGAUCUCCUUUUUGCUCGCACCAUGCCAACAGCGACAAUGCGGCGGGUGCUGUGGGCGACGCCGAGCAGGAUCCUCCCCAGGAGCGUUUGGGACGCGGCUGCCGCGUUUCUCGAGAACCUCCCGCGUCGUAUGAUUCAAUGUACGUCAGGAAGGUCCUACUGCCACCUGGGAGAAGACAUGGGGAGGGAGAGGAGGAAAUACACAUCAACUCCCGCUAUCCGCAGCGCGAUGCAGCAAAACGGGCGGUUCUCAGGAUGAGUUCAACGUUGCAUUCACUGGGUAUGAAUUUUGUGCGAGUUUCUGGAUCCCAGAAGGGCGACGACGAUGAAGAUGAUGAGGAUGAUGAUAGCAGUGCAAACAACGGUAGUGAGGGUUGCGCAGCAUCCUCGCAGCCACGCGAGAAGAAAAGUAGUGGCAGUCGGUUGAGACAACUGCUACGAAAGCGCGGUCGCGAGCCCUCGAUUGACUCUUCUAUCACGGAGGUGUCCCUGCGGGAGGAGCCUCAGAAGCGGGGAAAUGAUGAAGAGGAGGCGCUGCUUGUGGAGGACUCAUCCUCCUUUUCCUCACUUACAGGGAAAAUGAGUGAGAGGGAGAAUCGCCGUGUGUGCAGGAACGCCAGAGAGAGUACACUACGACAUAUUCCAAUAAACCACUACCUCGACGAAGUAAUAGAAGCUGUGGACAAGAACGCCAAGAAGGAAGAAAAGUUCAGGGGUAAAAGUCCCCGCCGCCGCAUGGAGGAUAUGUUUCUAGGCCUUGAUACAUCGAAUACUGACCCAAUAGGUGCAGAGAAAACGGGCGACAACCAGUUGAUGACUGAGACUCCUGCCCCACUCGGGGAUAUCACCCCGCUGCAUAUUGACACGUCAGUUUCUUUUGAAAAGGUGGGAGGGUUGCCUGGUCAUAUCGUGUUGCUGCGUGAAAUGGUGCUUUUUCCCCUCCUUUACCCACAGUUGCUGCAGACGAUGAACUUAACCCCGCCGCGUGGGGUGCUCUUCAUUGGUCCUCCAGGAACAGGCAAAACUCUCAUGGCUCGAGCCUUGGCAAAUGAGGCUGCAACCUGUGCACAGCGCAAGAUCUCCUUUUUUAUGCGCAAAGGUGCGGAUAUUCUUUCCAAGUGGGUUGGAGAGAGUGAGCGGCAGCUUAGUCUGUUAUUUGAGGAGGCAAGGCGCCGACAACCGAGUAUUAUCUUUUUUGAUGAAAUUGAUGGACUGGUGCCAGUGCGCCAUUCCAAGGCAGAGCAGUCACAGGCAGCCCUCGUCGCCACCCUUCUUGCCCUCAUUGACGGAUUGGACGACAGGGGUCAGGUUAUUGUGAUCGGCGCCACAAAUCGUCCUGACACCAUUGAUCCUGCACUGCGUCGGCCAGGGCGACUCGAUCGAGAGCUAUACUUCCCUCUUCCCGAUGCUGCCGCACGUCGGCAUAUUCUUUCCAUCGUGACGAAGCCGAUACUACCCUUGGACCAUCCCGAGCGGAGUGCGAUCCUGGAGGAACUUACCACGCGCUGCGAAGGGUGGUCGGGUGCGGAGAUUCACGCCCUCUGCACAGAAGCGGGGCUGAACCGACUGCGAACAAGCCUGCCUCAGCUGUACGUUACCAGCCGUAAGUUACAGAUUCCCAAGAGGGCCCUUAACAUACAAAAGGAAGAUUUUUUUGUGGCUGUUCAUCGCUUCAAAACCUCUGUACGUCGUGGGGUUGUUUCUUUUGCAAAGGGUCUUGAGGAGCAUCUUGAGCAUUUGCUCCACAGUGCCCGAGUGGAAUUGGUGUCGCAUGUGGCAUCCCUGUGGCCAAGUGCAGCGGCAGCACUUGCACAUGAGCGAAGGGAUUGCAGUGACGCGAGCGAUGCGGUACGAGAGCUGAGUGGUUUCUCUAUUCCCCAUACAGCACAACCAAUACUGCUUUUUUUGACUCCCUCCCCCGAGAAGAGUUUGUGCGGUACAGAGCGGUGUGAAUUUGCCUUGGAGAAGGCGGCAUUGGCUCUUAUCAAGGCACUACCAUCAAUCCGCGUCUUUACCAUACAUCUUCCUAACCUUGUGGUGGACCGCGGAAGUGCCGCUACGAUGAUGGCGGCAGUUGUGAGUUUCGCUACGGCCGAGGGAGGUGCGUCCAAUGCUGAGGGGAUCAGUCUGCCACUGAAUGACAGCUUCAACUCUGGACACAUUUACUCCUUUGUCCUGGCCAUUCAGCGCUGCUCUGGUCCAUCACUGGUUCUUCUACAAGGGUUAGAUGUAUGGCUGGCAGAGUAUGGCUGCCCUACCACUGCUAGCGAGUGUAAUGGCGGUGAUGAAAGUGAUGAGCAGAUAAGUCAGCAUAGAAAAAAUAUGGCGUCGUUGUGCUACUAUCUUUCCCUGCUUCGUGACUCGGAUGUGUUCAUCAUCGCGCCUACGCUCCACACGGACAUCUGCGCUCGCUUUUUUGGUGAAACGCAGCUAUGCGCUCAAAUACGCAAAAAAGUUUGCAUCAUCCCAUGCACACCCUCCGACGAUGAUUUGCGUCGUUUUCUACGGUACCUGUUUCAUGUGACGGAGUUAGCCUUAACGCACUCUACGCCCACCGCAUGGGAGGAGUUACUCGACGACAUUUCGCCUCCGCCUCCGCCCUCCAUUGAAGAAGUGCGUGCGGCUCGUCAUGGCACGCUUGAGUUGUGGCGGCGUGUGGAACACCGUCGGCGGCAGUUGCGUUAUGUGUUGGCAAAGUGGCUGAGUCAGUAUCUUAAUUCUCGCAAGUUUUCGCUUUUUUGUAGUGCCGACCUCGACCUCACGCCGGGCCACGACCUCUAUGAGGAGUGGCGGCAACACACGCACGGGCGCCGCAUCGGUUUGUGUGACGUGAUGGAGAAGCUUGAGAACGAAGAGUACACCAGCCUCUCGCAGUACCACGACGACAUUGACAUGCUUGUGCGGAAUGUGCGCACCUUCUUUAGGACGCGCUCUUCCGCGGACCAGCGGUACAGGAGUCGUGCCCUUGAGUUGAAGGAGACAACCGUGCUGAACCUGUACAAGAUCAACCGCAACGUUGUGCAGUUCUGUGAGAAGCACAAGGACCUGGCGGAGCCUUACUUGUCGCUGUCGUCUUGUUCUUCACAAGACGGUGUGAAGCUGAAGCGUGAGUCACAGAUGGAAACCCAAGCUGCGCAGAAGCCUGUGAUGAAACGUAGGCGCACGCCGCAUCACUACUACGGUGUGCGCCGGCGGCGGCGGCGGCGCCUCAUGCCGCGGGUAGCUCCCAAAGACCACGAAGACGCGGCCUUGAAGAAGGUGGAGGAGGAAGCAGCGGACGACGAGGACGAGGACGAGGAAGUGAAGACAGUAGCACGGGAGGGGGCGAGUAGCGGCAAUGGGGGCGCGGUGAAGACGGAGCCAGCUGCCACUGAGGUUCCUGCUGGAGAAGAAACGGGUGUGGACGAUCACAUCCUCAUUGUUGAAAAUAACAACAACACCGCCGCGUCGCCUUGUGCCACAGAGGGCGCGGCAUCAGAAAUUGACACCGCUUUGCAACUAUUACGAGGUUUUUCUUUUCUUGCGUUGCAUGGUGUCUUUCAGGCUGCGAUGUCGCUUUUGGAGGGGGAGAUCAGUCGACGACGCAGUCAGCAACAGGGUGCCUUGGCUAAGUCCUUGGCAGAGACGAAUAAAGAUGAAAACACCCUUUUUUUCUUCCGGAUGGUGGGAGAGGCAGUGCGAGCGGCCGCGAAGGAGGGAGGCGCAAGCGACUACUAA